GGCACAUGGAUGGGACUUGCAGUGGAUCUCAUCGUCGGAGGCACAUGCCGAUAUUUUCAAAAAAUAAUGUUACAAUUUGGAAACAACUCAAAUUUAGAGUCCAGGGGAUAGAUUUAUUGAACGGAGUCAAUUUUUAACUGCCUUUCGCGUAUGUGAUAAUAAUAAGAUGCGAUGUAAAUGACAGUGUUUUGUCUUUUAAGCCUCGAUUACUGCAAUUAAUGAUGUGUUUUACCCGUUCGCUAUUCUGACCGAGAUUCGUGAAGAAAUCCAUUCUACAUAGGAGUCUGCCCUCUUUUUCUCUCCUGGCGGAGUGGUCGCGUGGGCGCUUGAGCCAAUUGAAAUUGAUUGACGGAUUUUCCGUACAAUGAAAGCGCAGCCGGGAUUUCUCAGCUCAAGCUACAGCCAAUCACCGCGCGCAAUGGGCGGAACUCCAGUCCAAACUUUACGCGGCGCCAUCGGCUGAAAACUAAACCGAGAUGGAAUCUCCCAGUCUGAACCGGUUUCAACCGGUUGCGAGUUAGUUGCUUGAGAGAGGAAAGGAGGCGCAGGCACACAACCUCUAUACCGCCCCGCUGGAAAUUUAAUAAGAGUAACGCAUUUAUUAGGUUUGUGAAUCAACGUUUGUUUUGUUUCGUUAAAAUGUCUUGGAAUGACGGAUUGCUGGCUUUGCCUUGAUAGUAGUUUUGGGAUCCAAUCAGUGGUUAUUAGCAGUCAGACAUCCCUCGCUGCUGGAGCUGGAGAUAGUCAACGCUGCAGAAAUAGGAAAGCUUUUCUUAUCAACUGUGAUUUCAAGUGUUCACUAUAUCUUGUGCGUUCUGUAGCUAACGCCGCACUUUUCAAUCAGAGCCUCGGACUAUAGAGCUCUAUGCCAGCAAUUAUGACAAUGUUAGCAGACCAUGCAGCACAGCAGCUGCUGGACUUCAACCAGAAACUGGAUAUCAACCUGCUGGAUAAUGUGGUGAACUGUUUAUAUCAUGGGGUGGGACCACAGCAAAGGAUGGCGCAAGAAGUCUUGACACACCUCAAAGAACACCCAGAUGCUUGGACAAGAGUGGACACCAUCCUGGAGUUCUCCCAGAAUAUGAACACCAAAUACUAUGCUCUUCAGAUCUUGGAAACUGUUAUCAAAACAAGAUGGAAAAUUCUUCCCCGGAAUCAAUGUGAAGGGAUAAAAAAGUAUGUUGUCGGUCUCAUUAUUAAGACGUCAUCUGAUGCUGCAAAUGUGGAGAAAGAAAAGGUCUACAUUGGAAAGCUGAACAUGAUUCUUGUUCAGAUCUUGAAGCAGGAGUGGCCCAAGCACUGGCCCACGUUCAUCAGCGACAUUGUCGGAGCAAGCCGAACCAGUGAGAGUCUUUGUCAGAACAACAUGGUCAUUCUCAAACUGCUUAGCGAGGAGGUCUUUGAUUUCUCCAGUGGCCAGAUGACCCAGGUCAAAGCGAAACAUCUGAAAGACAGUAUGUGCAAUGAAUUCUCCCAGAUAUUCCAGCUUUGCCAGUUUGUUAUGGAAAAUUCCCAGAAUGCCCCCCUGGUUCAUGCUACUCUGGAGACCCUCUUACGUUUCCUUAACUGGAUUCCUUUGGGCUAUAUCUUUGAAACCAAGCUAAUCAGCACAUUAGUGUAUAAGUUCCUGAACGUGCCCAUGUUCCGGAACGUGACACUGAAGUGUUUGACAGAAAUUGCCGGAGUAAGUGUCAGCCAGUACGAGGAGCAGUUUGUCACACUCUUCACCCUGACGAUGUGUCAGCUCAUGCAGAUGCUUCCCCCCAACACUAACAUCCGGCUGGCCUAUGCCAAUGGAAAGGAUGAGGAGCAGAACUUUAUCCAGAACCUCAGUCUGUUCCUCUGUACCUUUCUGAAAGAGCAUGGGACACUCAUUGAAACACGGAUUAGCCUGAGAGAUACAUUAUUGGAGGCUCUUCACUACAUGCUGCUGGUGUCAGAGGUGGAAGAGACUGAAAUCUUUAAAAUUUGUCUGGAAUAUUGGAACCAUCUGGCGGCCGAGCUGUACAGAGAGAGUCCGUUCUCUACGUCCACAUCCCCGUUGCUGUCUGGCAACCAGCACUUUGACGUGCCGCCACGCAGGCAGCUGUACCUGCCUGUAUUGUCCAAGGUUCGUCUGCUGAUGGUGAGCAGGAUGGCCAAACCAGAGGAAGUACUAGUGGUGGAGAAUGACCAAGGGGAGGUGGUCAGAGAGUUUAUGAAGGACACAGAUUCCAUAAACCUCUACAAGAACAUGAGAGAAACACUUGUAUACCUGACUCACUUGGACUAUGCAGACACAGAGCGUAUAAUGACUGAGAAGCUUCACAACCAGGUGAAUGGCACUGAGUGGUCCUGGAAGAAUCUCAACACGUUGUGUUGGGCCAUUGGAUCUAUCAGUGGGGCAAUGCAUGAAGAGGAUGAAAAGAGGUUCUUGGUCACAGUCAUAAAGGAUCUGUUGGGUCUGUGUGAACAAAAGCGGGGAAAGGACAACAAGGCCAUUAUCGCCUCCAACAUUAUGUACAUCGUCGGCCAGUAUCCUCGCUUUCUCAGAGCCCACUGGAAGUUCCUCAAAACGGUGGUCAACAAGCUCUUUGAGUUCAUGCAUGAGACCCAUGAUGGAGUUCAGGACAUGGCCUGUGACACAUUCAUCAAGAUUGCCCAGAAGUGUCGACGGCACUUCAUCCAGGUACAGGUGGGAGAGGUGAUGCCUUUUAUUGACGAGAUCCUCAACAACAUCAACACCAUCAUCUGUGAUCUGCAGCCACAGCAGGUGCACACGUUCUAUGAAGCUGUCGGUUAUAUGAUCGGCGCACAGACAGACCAGGCUGUACAGGAGCAUCUUAUCGAGAAAUACAUGUUGCUCCCAAAUCAAGUUUGGGACAGUAUCAUUCAGCAGGCCACCAAGAAUGUGGACAUUUUGAAGGAUCCAGAGACUGUGAAACAACUGGGCAGCAUCCUAAAGACCAAUGUCAGAGCCUGUAAGGCUGUUGGACACCCAUUUGUCAUCCAACUGGGACGGAUUUACCUCGACAUGCUCAAUGUGUACAAGUGCCUCAGCGAGAACAUAUCUGCUGCCAUUCAGACAAAUGGUAUGGGAGGUGAGAUGGUGACCAAGCAGCCUCUGAUCAGGAGCAUGAGAACUGUGAAACGAGAGACCUUGAAAUUGAUUUCGGGCUGGGUCAGCCGAUCUAAUGAUCCGCAGAUGGUCGGAGAGAAUUUUGUCCCUCCGCUGCUAGACGCUGUCCUCAUCGACUAUCAACGCAACGUCCCAGCUGCCCGAGAGCCUGAGGUUCUGAGCACCAUGGCGACUAUUGUCAACAAACUGGGGGGACACCUCACCACUGAGAUCCCCCAAAUCUUUGACGCUGUCUUCGAGUGCACUCUAAACAUGAUCAACAAGAACUUUGAAGAGUAUCCCGAACACCGAACUCACUUCUUCUACCUGCUGCAAGCCGUCAACUCGCACUGCUUCCCUGCGUUCCUCGCCAUCCCCCCUGCCCAGUUCAAACUGGUGCUGGACUCCAUCAUCUGGGCCUUCAAACACACCAUGAGGAAUGUUGCUGACACCGGUCUGCAGAUUCUCUACACGAUGCUUCAGAACGUGGCCCAGGAGGAAGCCGCAGCUCAGAGCUUUUACCAGACGUAUUUCUGUGAUAUCCUCCAACACAUCUUCUCCGUGGUCACCGACACAUCUCACACUGCCGGUCUGACCAUGCACGCGUCUAUCCUGGCCUACAUGUUCAACCUGGUGGAGGAAGGCAAGAUUACCACUGUACUGAACCCCGCCUCUCCCGCCAGCAACCAGGUGUUCAUUCAGGAGUACGUAGCCAACCUGCUCAAGACGGCCUUCCCUCACCUGCAGGAUGCUCAGGUGAAGGUGUUUGUAACUGGACUGUUCAGCCUCAACCAGGACAUUCCUGCCUUCAAGGAGCACCUUCGGGACUUCCUCGUCCAGAUUAAGGAGUUUGCUGGCGAGGACACGACGGACCUGUUCCUGGAGGAGAGGGAAGCGUCGCUUCGUCAGGCUCAGGAAGAGAAACACAAAAUCCAAAUGUCGGUUCCAGGCAUCCUCAACCCGCACGAGAUCCCCGAGGAGAUGUGCGACUGACUCCCGCUCGCUGGGCCGCCACGUCAAACUGUCCGACUAACUCAACUAACCGCAGCAAAGACAACAAAAGCCAAGAGAGGCACUUCAGCGCGAUGACUGACGGGAGGCUCCGCUCCCUCCACGGAGAGGAUGCCGGUCGUGCAAAACAACGCCAAUAACAUGUAAAUGAACCGUGGCCCUUUUUACAUAAUCUACGUUUUGUAUGGAGACUUUUUUCCUCUAAUCUCUUUCCACAACUUGAGUUUUAUCAGUCCGGCUUGCCGCUGAACUGCAUGAACAAGUCAACCAUCUUGUUUUUGUUCUUUGCUCCACUUCCCCUACUCCCUCCUCCCCAUAUAUUUGUUGAUAUAUAAAUAUAUAUAUGUGUGUGCUAAAUAUAUAUAUUUAUAUACAGUGAGAGAGGUUUCUGUUGAUCGGCAUCAAGAUUUGUAGAGUUGGAAGGUCUUUUUGAGGCACAUACACCGCUUGGUGGGAGAAUGAAUGGAACGGCUAAUGAAUGAAGGCUUAAAAGAUGUCAACAUCUUUUCAUUGUGAUUUGUGCGACACCUGAGUUGUUUGAACACUUUUCUAAGGAACGCAACAAUGUGCAUAUCAUCCCAAUUGUAUAGCAUCUUUAAUACCAUGGGAACAUAUUUUUUCCUCUUAUUCUAUUGUUUCUUUUGGUGUGCGUGUGUGCGCGUGUGUAUGGGUACUGUCGCGUAGUCGACAUCAGGCUUUUGUUUUCCUCUAAGAGGAUUGUUGCUCAUUUGCGAGCCUCCAUGAAUGAGACGUUUUAAAGUGGCAGAGGUAUUUAUGGGUUCUUGGUUGACGGCUUUCAACGUGUUCGGUUGUGCUCAUUUAGAUUGUUUACCACGCAGUAGUGCUUCAAGACACUACCUGUAGAGCAAAAUGACAAAUAAUAAAUCGGGUUUACAUUUAAUUUUGUAUUUUUGCCUUUUUCAUCCAUACGUGUUGAGUUCUGUUCAAAUAAACAAUUAGGCUCAAGAAUGUAUAAAUUCCGAGUAAGUACCCGUCUCGAAUGGCAAAUCUCCCUUCUCAAGGUGUUACAUUUGUUGUGAAUUUUUUUUUUUUUUUUGAACUGAUUAAAGUUUAGAGUUUUA
This is a messenger RNA of Hippocampus comes (tiger tail seahorse), 5190 nucleotides long. RefSeq names its product exportin 1 (CRM1 homolog, yeast) b (gene xpo1b). The record is from RefSeq and is a predicted model, not a curated record. Gene Ontology annotation, biological process: ribosomal small subunit export from nucleus; protein export from nucleus; ribosomal large subunit export from nucleus. Gene Ontology annotation, molecular function: small GTPase binding; nuclear export signal receptor activity. Lineage: Eukaryota; Metazoa; Chordata; Actinopteri; Syngnathiformes; Syngnathidae. Bases 866 to 4090 code for a protein of 1074 amino acids. Gene Ontology annotation, cellular component: nucleus; cytoplasm. The transcript has 25 exons.